Dalotia coriaria is the source of this 6217-nucleotide messenger RNA. RefSeq lists its product as uncharacterized. Gene Ontology annotation, molecular function: RNA helicase activity; ATP binding; RNA binding. Gene Ontology annotation, cellular component: cytoplasm; nucleus; ribonucleoprotein complex. Lineage: Eukaryota; Metazoa; Arthropoda; Insecta; Coleoptera; Staphylinidae. The record is from RefSeq and is a predicted model, not a curated record. The transcript has 4 exons. Bases 187 to 2391 code for a protein of 734 amino acids.
CAUACUACCGCAUGCAUCGCGCGUGCGCGUGACGCACUCAUUUUGCGGCGCAUGUCAGCCAACGAUCCGCAAGCACGGUCCACCAUUAUCGUUUUGUUCGCCGGUCGGGUUGGAUUGGAAGAGUAGAAUAAUUGGAAGCCAUUGGUAGUAGUUUGUAAAAAGUAUUGGUGACAUAAUUGCUGCAAAAUGCAGUACCAUCAGCAAAACGGUUAUCAGCACACCAACACGUAUCGUCCCCGAUCUGACCGCGGUGAACAAUUCGGUAAGCAAUCAAAUUAUUGGGUAGGUCCUCCUCAGCACCAGAUGGCACCUGUACAAGACUUUGGUGGCCCCAACAACCACAAGCCUAACAUGAUGAACAACAAGAACAUGCAAGCACAGAACUCAACACUGGUUAAGCCAAACUGGGAGAUGCAUAACUUGGUGCCCAUUGUAAAGAACUUCUAUAAGCCACACAUGAAUGUACAAACCAGAUCUGAAAGUCAUGUAAAGAGUUACAGGGAGGGCAAAGAAAUAAUUGUUAGGGGAGCAAACAUUCCUCAUCCAAAUGAAAACUUUGAAGACGGCAAUUUCCCAGAUUACGUAAUGGAUAUCAUUAUGAAGCAGGGCUUUUCCGAGCCGACUGCAAUUCAAGCGCAAGGAUGGCCCAUUGCUCUGUCCGGGCGCGAUCUUGUUGGAAUUGCACAGACUGGCUCUGGCAAGACUCUGGCCUACAUGGUUCCUGCGACCGUCCACAUCAACAACCAGCAGCGCCCACAGCGCGGCGAAGGUCCUAUUGCGCUUGUGCUUGCGCCAACUCGCGAGCUUGCUCAGCAGAUUCAGAAGGUAGCGCGCGAGCUGGGUCAAACCACGAUGAUCCGUAACACUUGCAUCUUUGGCGGGUCGCCCAAAGGGCCGCAGGCGAGGGAUUUGGAACGCGGUGUCGAGAUUGUCAUUGCUACUCCUGGACGCCUUAUUGAUUUCCUUGAAAAGGGAACCACUAACUUGAAGCGCUGCACGUAUUUGGUUUUGGAUGAAGCCGACCGCAUGCUGGACAUGGGUUUCGAGCCACAAAUCCGUAAAAUUAUUGAGCAGAUUCGUCCAGACCGACAGGUUCUCAUGUGGUCAGCUACAUGGCCGAAGCAAGUACAGGCUCUCGCCGAGGAGUUCCUAGAUAACUACAUUCAGAUUAACAUCGGUGGACUCGCACUACAGGCCAAUCAUAACAUUCGUCAAAUUGUUGAUGUUUGCGAGGAGCACGAAAAAGAAGCAAAGAUCUGUCAGCUGCUUAAGGAGAUCUGUUCUGAUCGCAACAAUAAAAUUAUCAUUUUUGUUGAGACCAAGAAGAAGGUCGACGAUAUCACAAAGGUGAUCCGACGUGAUGGAUACUCGGCGAUCUCAAUUCACGGCGACAAGUCACAACAGGAGCGUGAUUACGUUCUCUCCGAGUUCCGCAAUGGGAAAUCGUCCAUUUUAGUGGCUACCGAUGUAGCUGCCCGUGGUUUGGAUGUUGAAGACGUCAAGUACGUCAUUAACUAUGACUACCCAAAUUCCAGCGAGGAUUACGUCCAUCGCAUCGGGCGCACUGGACGCUGUCAGCAGAUUGGCACAGCAUAUGCGUUCUUCACGUCCGCCAAUCAGAGGCAAGCGAAGGACUUGAUCGGCGUGCUCGAAGAGGCAGCGCAGGUAAUCAACCCGGCAUUGCACGAAAUGGUCAUGCAGUCACGUGGAAAUCCGAGCGCACGCAAUCGCUGGAACCAGCGAAAUAACAAGGACAGUAUGUCCCCGAACAUGAUGCACAAUCGCAACAAGACCUGGGUGAACAAGAAUCAUGUACACAGUAAUGGCGAGCCGCGCAUGCACUCCAACAUGCGCAUGCAUAAUGGAAACAUGCGCAGCAUGGACGCUAACAACGGUGGUUUCCGCCCCAAGAGUAACUACCACCAGGGCAAUCAAAACGGCUAUCAGCAGAACGGUUAUCAGGGUAGCUCACACUACUCUAACGGGUACGGACAGCCCAACGCCGGCCAACAGUAUAACAAUCAACAGCCCAGGAACAAUUAUGGUAAUGCGCCGCGCACCUUCAAUGGCAGCAACCGCUAUGGCCAGCAGAGACAGCAACAACAACAGCAGCAGCAGCAAACGUUUUCCGGGCCACCGCCUACCAACAGCCCCAACAUGUACCAGCCGAUGCCGCAAUACAUGAAUGUGAUGCCCGCCAACAGCGCCGAAGGCAUGCAAUCGAUCUUGAACAGCAAGUUCUUCCAGACUCGCGGCUUGCCCAAUACAACCAAUCCGUGCGCAUAUCAGUCCAUGGGUGGCGCACAAACCGCGUACAACCAGUACACGGCGCCGUUGUCUUACACCUACACACCAUACACCCAACCGCCAACCGCCGCCGUUCAGCAGUGAACGUCGACAAGGUAACCCAUCGCAUGCACGACGCUACUGAAUUCACAUUGACACACGCUCCAUUCAUUUUCGGGUACGACCGAAUUGAUUAUCAAAUCAGCACGUUAUCAUGUGUGCAUUUAUUUAUUUUGACUUUUUCCACUUAACUCAAACGCAAUUAUCAACUCAAAACGAAACAAAGCAAGAAUAUCACAUUUUGAUUUUUUCCUACCUUAGUGUCGGUUGAAGGCGCGAACAGGGUAUGCUUGGAGAUGUGUCCGUGGUCAGUAGUUUCUGUGACGUGUAGCAUGUAAUUUUAUUUAGUUUCACCAUUGGUGUAGGGUUAUAUUUACAAAAAAAAAAACUAUAUACUAUUUCUGUUUCUCGCUGUAGAAAACUAUUAACCGAUGUGCUUACUAGCUUGUAAUCAACGUAAUACGUGUAACUGCAUUAAUCUAAUUGUAUUACCGACUUUGCGACGAAGAUCAGUUUUCGGUGAUGUUUGUUUGUGGUGAAUACUACAUCGCAGCAGUUUUACAACCCUCUGCGCGUUGAAAUCUUUUUCAUAUUGAGAAAAAACAUUGUAUGAGAUAAGAAGACAGAACGAUUGAACAAAAACAGCAUAAACUAUUUGCCUCUCCCCGAACAGACUCAACUGCAAACGUGACAAACGAAGAGAAGCUACGAAACAGGCGCGAGCAAUGUUUGUAAUCGAAACAAAAUCGCAAGAGAAAACUUCUUCUUAGUGUGUAUUUUAUGUGCGACGGUCGCAGGAUUGUAGUAUGUCACCCGAUGCUGCGACCGGACGCGAUUAUUCUAUAAUAGCAUAGUUUCAAGUUGUCUAUCUGUAUGCUGUUGAAAUGCACGAAACUAAUAGAAGGGGAGAUCAGGCUUUAUAGAGAUUUAUAUUUAACUAUAAUUACAUAAACAUGCGAGGAGGGUUGAGCAGACACGCUCACCUCCGCGCGAUGAGAUGAAAUACGAGAUUUUCUGUGCUAGUUGAAACAAUUUUGAUUUAUUUCGUCUAACGAAACACUUCGAGUCAGUCAGCCGUAAUCUAUUAGUCAAGUUUAGUUAUUUCCCAGAUAAUUCGAACGAACCAUACGCGCUACUUACGAGAAUUCGCUAAACAAUAACAAUAAUGAAACACGUAUCGCGGUCCCAAUGUAGGCGCGGAUUGCUUCAUAUUCUCAUGGCGUGUCGUGGAACUUUAAAUUUUGUGUACUUUUUGGUGAAAACAAUGCACGAACGUGAAAAUAAAUCACAACCGUUACGGGGAGUUGAUUCGCUAAGGCGCGUGAGAGUUUUAAUCAUGUUUUAACGGUGUACCUGUCGUAUAUAUUCGUAUAAGUAAUAAGUGACUAUCUACAUCUACCUACCGCAACUAUUCGAGACAAGAGAUGUGUUUAUGAAUAUAUGCUUGAUUACUUACUAAUAUUUAUAUACAUUACAACACACAUCAAUACGAGCCCCGUAUUGCAAUAUAUCAUUUAACUGAAUGAAAACAAUUCGUCGAAGGAAAACGUUUAAAUAUUGAAAUAUGAAACAAAGAAAUAUGCUACAACAAUUAUGAUAAACUUGAAAACAAACGAAGCUACCAACCUUAGUAUUAAGUAUUAAAAAAACUCGUUUGUUCGUCGUUCGUUGAACAUAAACAUAAACUAAGCGUGAUGAACUAUUAACAUAUUCGAAUGCUAGAUGGUGGAAAGAAGCAAUACGCAGUCAGAGUCAGUGAGGUUUGAGUCAGGUCGAUCUGGAUCGAUUGUGAGCGUGAGGACGGAAGCCGUGGUCGUACAAAAACCUAUAAUAUAUAAAGAAAAAAGUGUUUUGUCGUAUGCCGCCGGUGCGUGUUACAUUCAUAAAUUUGAAUAUCUGUGAUAUUUAGCAAGUAACGGUAGCAAACGGAAUUAUUUAUUACAAUUUCCUAAUUCGUUUUUAUCUUAUUAUUGUUCGUUAUUCAGUAAUGUGAAAAUAAUGAGAAUAUGAAUUGAAGACAUAAUCUUGCAUACUGAUAUGUUCCAAGUGAAACGAGAGACGCAUUAUUUAUUAAUAUUGAAGAUAACAAAGAAGCGACCAUGUGGAAAUUUAAUGCAAUUUAUCAGAAUCGCGUUUAAGGAGAAUGCCCAAGCCGAAUUUAUAGUCAGCACAUUCAAAAGACGAAGCCAAAAAGCCAAGCAACCAAACCACUAAUUAGAUGUAAUCGCGCGUAUAUCACCAAGUGAUAGAAAAGACGAUGAGCUAAUCAAUCGUUUAGGAACGUUGUAUCCAGUCUUUAAAUUGCUAGGGGAAUUUUUACAUGUGCCUGACUAUUAUUAAAGAAAAGACUUGUGCAUUUUUUGACAUAAUGUGAUACUAAACAUAAACUAAUUUUCUCAAAAAGACUGAAACCACAUGAAUAUAAAAUUAAAUUUUAAAGCAAAGAAACACUAUUCUCUACCAUAUUAACAAUAUGCUAUAUUUUUAUUGAUGGGGAUCUGAUGAGGAUAAAGCAAACAUAUUGUUGACCAAGUGCAUGCAAAAUGACCUCGCCGUACUCUCUCAUAGAGCAUAGGUUUUGCAGUGCGCGUUUCUUUCACUUUAAAAGAAGCUGCGUUUUGUGUUGUUGGUCAUAUCCCUAUGACUUAUCUUAUAUUACUAUUUUUGAAAUGAGCGUCCUCUCGACAACCAGCAAAUAUUACAUUAAUACGUUUAAAAUCUAAUAAGUUAUUAGGAAACGAUAUCGCCGAGUGAAGUUUGAAACACUGCUUCGCGAGUGGCAGGACGAACCCAUGGUCUCGAGAAGCCCAAGAGCCAUUUCUCGGUCGCGCCAUUGCUUUUGAUCGUUGGAGGUGAAAUUUGGCAUAUACGAUGAACGGAUUUUUAUAUUAAUAUUUAAUAUAUCCAAAUCGCGAGUUACGAGGGAGUAAUGAAUCGCAACAAAGAAUAUUUCUUUACACAUAGAGACAAUGCUAAAACUAUUGCAACCAAAUCUCGACGUAGUUUGGUUUGGCUGUGCUCACAAACAAUUGCAGUCAAAGAAGAAUCGUGAUACCGAGGAAAUAUGAGAAAUAUUAAACGAAACGAAAAAUUGUUUGCAUAUUUAAUUAGUACGGACUGAGAUAAGAAAUUUUUAAAGCUCUAACAAAAACACGAAACGUUUUCUAGUUACAGACUAUACUACUAACACUCUUAAAACGAAUAAACAAAAGAAUCCAUUUAGAGUACAACAAUAAUGUUUAGUAAUUGCUUUGUUUUGUUAUAUUUUUAUUAUCUAUAUAGGUUUUUGUUUUCUCUUUAAUUAUUGUGAUCAUGGAUUCUGUGCGUUGUGUACAGGUAUCUGUUUAGGUUUUCACUGCGUAUUCGUCGCGUUUUUCGUUUUAUAUAUUACAUAGUUUAGUUCAUUGGAAAUGUGGUACCGUAGUUAAUACAUGGCCCUUAUUAUCAAAACUCUCUCUCUAUCUAAUAUCCAACAGUUAGUUUUAUUUAUUGAGAUAUAUCCAUCAAAGAUUACUACGAAAAGAUGCGAAUUAUUACCGAUUAGAAAUGAAUUAUUGAAGUAAGCGAGUAACGUGAAAUCGAAAUAAAUAUUUAAUACAAAAAAAAUCUCUUCUGUAAGUUUCCAACAAGUGCAUUUCUUGUAUGUAAUACAGUAUUAAUAUAUAGUUCUACUACUAAAGUAUAUUUAAAAAUGUAUAACUGAUAUUAUUGUAUUUAUUGAAGAACGUGUAACAACACGGAAAUUAAUGUUGCAUGCGCAAGAAUGAAAUCAAAUUGUGACAAAAACAUUGUAACAGAACUCGCAGCAAUUUCUGUAUUCUGUUUUGUAAAUGAAUAUAAUAAUGAAAUCAAUGAAUAUAUCAGCUAUAAA